UCAUGUUAUUCGUAUGUUAAUAGGUUAGAAAAACUUCCCAAUUUUUAUACAUAUCUAUAAGCCAUGUGUAUUGGAAUUUCUCUUCAAUAUAUAUAUUUAGCCAUAUAAAAAGAUCAUUGUUAAUGAUUUUUAACAUGAAUUUUAACGUAUACGUUAUUCGCGCGUAUUGUCGUCAUCCAAUCAUCGUUGAUGAACGUUAUGUAGUCUUGCUGCCGAAAAAUGUCUGUUUGUGGUGUUCUUUUUCCUAAUCUCGCAUGCGAGAAUUAACACACUUCGAUUGGAGUACAAGUGAUGUUUUUUGAACUAUUUAUCAAGUGGAAGUCUUAAGGUUAAGAAUGUUGCGAAUACUUAGUUUAAAAUCUUUCCAAACCCCACAAAUUUUUAUUAAAAAUCGAUUAUGCGAAGUGAUACAAUUUAGAAAACUCAAUUUAUUAGAAUAUCAAAGCAAAGAGCUUUUAAGGGACUGUGGUAUAUCUGUACAAAAUUUCGCCAUCAUUGAUGAUUUAAACAAAGCCAGCUCUGCUCUAAAGAAUUUAUAUGCAAAUGAAUAUGUUAUCAAAGCUCAAGUAUUGGCAGGAGGACGUGGUAAAGGAUGGUUCAACAAUGGUUUUAAAGGUGGUGUACAUCUUACAAAGGAUCCCAAAGAAGUAGUAGAUGUUGCAAAGAAUAUGUUAGGUCAUCGGCUGAUUACUAAACAAACUUCAAAGGAUGGCAUUCUGGUACAAAAAGUUAUGAUAGCUGAAUCUGUUGAUAUUGUUUCUGAAAAAUAUAUUUGCAUUCUGAUGGAUCGACAACAUAAUGGGCCAGUAAUAAUCGCCUCUCCACUUGGUGGUAUGGACAUUGAAGCUAUUGCUAAAGAACAACCUGAAUUAAUAAAAACUGUACCAUUGGAUAUAUAUAAUGGGAUUAAUGAUGCUAUUGCCAAAGAUAUCAGUAAUUUCUUAGGAUUUAGUGACCCAGAGGUACAUAAGAAAGCAAUUUACGAAUUGAAGAGUUUAUGGAAAUUAUUUGUUGAUAUUGAUGCUUUACAAAUUGAAAUCAACCCAUUAGUAUUAACCAAAGAUAAACAAGUUGUUGCAGUAGAUGCCAAAAUUUCAUUUGAUGAUAAUGCACAAUUUAGACAGCAGGAGCUUUUUGCUUUAGAAGAUACUAAUGAAAAGGAUCCAAGAGAAGUAGAUGCAUUACAUUUUAAUUUAAAUUACAUCGGAAUGGAUGGGAAUAUUGGAUGUUUAGUUAAUGGAGCUGGUUUAGCUAUGGCAACAAUGGAUAUUAUCCAAUUAAAUGGAGGAAACCCUGCUAAUUUUUUAGAUGUAGGUGGAAAUGUAAAAGAGGACCAAGUUUAUCAAGCAUUUCGUAUUUUAAAUGAAGGUAUGCUUAUAGAUUGUUAUUAUUUUAUAUGUAUAAAGUAUUUUUAUGAUAUAAUUAAUUUUUUAGAUCCAAAAGUAAAAGCUAUUCUGGUUAAUGUAUUUGGUGGAAUCGUAAAUUGUACUACCAUAGCAAAUGGAAUUAUAGCAGCUGCACGAAAUUUAGGUCUUAAAAUACCUCUUGUGGUUCGAUUAGAAGGUACUAAUGUAAAUGAAGCAAAAAAGACUCUUAGAGACUCCGGCUUGCCAAUAAUUACAGCUAAUGACUUAGAUGAAGCAGCAAGAAAAGCUGUUAUGUCUAUAAAAACAUAAAUACAUUGCUAUUUUCUUACAACUAUAUAACCUCCUAAAGACUGGAAAUCUACGGUUGUGAUUUGUAGUGUUGUAGAUUUUAAUACAAAAAAGAUUCAUAUAAUAUAACUUGCAUAGUUUUUUCAUAAAUUCUCAUUGUCUUAUUGCAAAUUAUUUAAUUAAUAUUUUUCUGAUUUUUACAGAUUUUUAAAAAUGAUUUAUAUCGUUAUGAAUAUAACUAUAUAUAUCGUUUUGAAUAUAACUCUAUAAAUAUAUUUAAUUUUUUAAUGCAUAUGUGUUCAAAGGAAAACAAGAUUAUGGUGUAUAGCAUUGAAUUAUAAACUUUAUUUCGUUUUAGUAAUAAAAUGGAUUAUCAUUUUAUCCAUU
Messenger RNA from Vespa velutina, 2042 nucleotides. RefSeq names its product succinate--CoA ligase [GDP-forming] subunit beta, mitochondrial (gene ScsbetaG). The record is from RefSeq and is a predicted model, not a curated record. Gene Ontology annotation, biological process: tricarboxylic acid cycle; succinyl-CoA metabolic process. The coding region runs from base 336 to 1676 and encodes 446 amino acids. NCBI's taxonomy places the organism in Eukaryota, Metazoa, Arthropoda, Insecta, Hymenoptera, Vespidae. Gene Ontology annotation, molecular function: succinate-CoA ligase (GDP-forming) activity; ATP binding. Gene Ontology annotation, cellular component: succinate-CoA ligase complex; mitochondrion. The transcript is spliced from 5 exons.